This is a messenger RNA of Etheostoma cragini (Arkansas darter), 1569 nucleotides long. RefSeq names its product peripherin (gene prph). Lineage: Eukaryota; Metazoa; Chordata; Actinopteri; Perciformes; Percidae. Gene Ontology annotation, cellular component: type III intermediate filament; axon; plasma membrane. The record is from RefSeq and is a predicted model, not a curated record. The transcript has 9 exons. Bases 31 to 1521 code for a protein of 496 amino acids.
GCAUAAAAACCCACAGCACUCUUCAAUCUGAUGUACUGUUGCAUCACGAGCAUCUCCAAGCCUCCAGCUCUCUCUUCUCAGAACAGAACAAGACCAACCAUGAGCCACUCUUCAAUGCAUACCUCAACUUCCUACAGGCGCACCUUUGGAAGCCCACACCCCAUCGCCAUGUCCUCUUACUCCCCUGUAUCCUCCCGUAUGCCCAUUUCUGGGGGUCGCUAUAUGCGUUCAAUGUCACCCGUGGUUGCCUCCCGCUCCACCACCUACCAACAACAGCGUUCUCGCUCCACUGCCCAACCACCUCGCCUCUCCUACGACAAGGUGGACUUCACCCUGUCUGAAGCCAUCAACCAGGAGUUCCUAACCACCCGCAGCAACGAGAAGGCCGAGCUGCAGGAGCUCAACGACCGCUUUGCCAGCUUCAUUGAGAAGGUGCGCUACCUGGAGCAGCAGAAUGGUGCACUGCAGCAGGAGCUCAACCAGUUCAAGGGCCAGCAGCAGCACGGUCAGCCCAGCCGUGCCUCUGAGAUCUUCCAGGAGGAAGUAAGGGACCUGCGCCGCCAACUGGAUGCCACCGGAAAGGAGAGGGACCAUUACCAAGUGGAGAGGGACAACCUGGCGGAAGACUUGGUCCUGCUCAAGCAGAGGUUGGAGGAAGAGGCCCAGAAGAGGGCAGAUGCUGAGCAUAACCUGGUUGCCUUCCGCAAGGAUGUGGAUGAUGCCACAUUGUCCCGUCUGGAGCUAGAGAGGAAGAUCGAGUCUCUGAUGGAUGAGAUUGAAUUCCUCAAGAAGCUCCAUGAUGAAGAAAUCCAGGACGUACAAGUGAGUGUCCAGACCCAGCAGCUGAAGAUGGAGGUGGACAGCAGCACCGCCAGGCCUGACCUAACUGGUGCGCUGAGGGAUAUCCGGGCCCAGUAUGAGACCAUUGCCUUGAAGAACAUGCAGGAAUCUGAGGACUGGUACAAGUCCAAGUUUAAUGAUCUGACUGAGUCUGCAAAGCGCAACACUGAUAAUCUGAGGCAGGCCAAGCAGGAGGCCAAUGAGUCCAGGAGGCAGAUUCAGUCUCUUAGCUGUGAAAUUGAUGCACUGAAGAACACGAACGAAGCUCUGCUGAGGCAGAUGCGUGAAAUGGAGGACCAAUUUGGCAAUGAGAUUGGCAACUACCAGGACAAUGUAGGAAGGCUGGAGGAUGAGAUCCGCCACCUGAAGGACGAGAUGGCUCGCCACCUUCGGGAGUACCAGGACCUCCUCAAUGUCAAAAUGGCUUUGGACAUUGAGAUUGCAACUUACCGUAAACUGCUGGAGGGGGAGGAGAGCAGGAUUACUGUUCCCAUGCUCAAUAUUGGAAUGAGCAGUUACCAAGGCGAACGAGACUACGAACACACUCCAGGCAGCAUGAGCAAGAGGACUGUGGUGAUCAAGACCGUUGAGACUAGAGACGGAGAGGUGGUGAAGGAAUCCAGGAGGGAGAAGGACAGAGAGUCAGUCCAAAACGACAAGGAUGACAAGGACGACGAGUAGAAAAAAACAACUAGUAGAAAGUGUGAAGACCAAGGCCACGAAAGAAAA